Molecule: messenger RNA, 339 nt
Organism: Caenorhabditis briggsae
Lineage: Eukaryota; Metazoa; Nematoda; Chromadorea; Rhabditida; Rhabditidae
Exons: 2
Coding region: 1-339 (112 amino acids)
Source: RefSeq, a predicted model, not a curated record
AUGCGGAAAUCCAGAAAUUCAGAAAUUCAGAAAUUCGGAAAUUCAGAAAUCCAGAAUUCCAGAAAUUCAGAANNAUUUCUUAGCUCCGCCCACUUUUCUCUCUCUCUCUCUCUCUCUCUCUCUCUCUGUCUCUCUCUCUCUCUCUCUCUCUCUCUCUCUCUCUCUCUCUCUCUCUCUCUCUCUCUCUCUCUCUCUCUCUCUCUCUCUCUCUCUCUCUCUCUCUCUCUCUCUCUCUCUCUCUCUCUCUCUCUCUCUCUCUCUCUCUCUCUCUCUCUCUGUCUCUCUCUCUCUCUCUCUCACACAAUCAAUCUCUCUCACUCUGCGUCUCCCUCUCUCUAA